This is a messenger RNA of Triticum aestivum (bread wheat), 4604 nucleotides long. Its product is annotated as disease resistance protein PIK6-NP. Gene Ontology annotation, molecular function: ADP binding. The transcript has 2 exons. Bases 2388 to 2957 code for a protein of 189 amino acids. The record is from RefSeq and is a predicted model, not a curated record. NCBI's taxonomy places the organism in Eukaryota, Viridiplantae, Streptophyta, Magnoliopsida, Poales, Poaceae.
ACCUCAUUAAUAUUUUUGCGAAAUAAUCUGCCUGACUGAAAUUUUGAUGUAGCCCGUCGUCUUCAGAUAUUUAAGUUCUUCUGGAUUCUGGAUGACAUCUCAAACAAGAUAUUUGUUUACUAUCCUCAGAUCUAUGCAAGUGUUGCAAUUGCCAGUCACCCUGCAUCAUUGUCCUGAUCAUAGAAAGUUGCAGCAAUUACACAUGAAUUUACCUAACUUUUUACAUGUCCGCAUCAUUUACUUAAUUUAAUGUGGCCUGGUGUUUACAAUGUUUGAACGGUUCAGUUAAACAUACAUUGUCCUAGAUAUUUUCUGCUCUUCUUGAGUUAGCUAUUAUCAUCAAUCGCUUGCAGAUAUAUCAUGACUGUGUGGAUAAUCUCUAUGUUGUUAUCACUAUGCUUAUUAGUGAUUAGAUUCCCUGGGUGUUCCUUUCUUGUUCACAAGUCAAUGCAUCCAUAUUCAUCUCAUCUGUCCACAGAGAACAAGUCCUCAGUAUCACUAUUAUUUUGCAAAAUAAUCUGCGGCUAUCUGACUGAGAUUUCGAUGUAUCUCGUUGUCUUCAUACUUUAAUCAUAUUCAGAUAUUUAACUUCUUCUGGAUGACAUAUCUGAAACAAGAUAUUUGUUUACUGCCCUCAGAUCUAUGCAAGUGCUGCAAUUGCCGGUCACCCUGCAUCACUGUCCUGAUGUAAAGCCAUAGAAAGUUGGGCAGCAACUACACAUGAAUUUAUCCAUCUUUUACUGUCUUUUAUACUGCUCCUUUUUAUGCAACCGAGAAGGCUAACGUCUACCUUUGCAGCAACCCUUGGCAUCUCAAAAGCUUGUAGAAUAUUCUGAUGGCCGGCUAUCUUUGCAGUAAGUUUGAAGGCCUAUCAUCAGUUUGUUCUCUUGCUGUGGUAUUUGAAGUGCUGCUGCUGCUGCUACAUGCUUUUCUGCAGCUUUCGUCUGGUAAAUCGACCAACCAACAUACCAAGAAACGCUCCUUUCAGGCAUGCUCAAUAACCAAGUAUAAUGCAACCACUGAACUGGAAUGAUUAUGAUGUUUCUUCUAUAAUUGUAUGGAGUGUGUGUUUGGAGGUGCAAUGAUUAAGAUGUCCCCUAAUCCUGCCAUCCAUGUCUGUUUCGGUGGUUGAGCGUGCAUUCAGAGUUUGGUGCAAGCUGGGGUAAGAUUUGCUAAUCUUCUUUGAUUAGAAAUGUGUCGACAUGUGUGUUGCCCAUUAAUCUUUGGCUCCAUAAUUUUGUCUCUAAGCAGCUGCUAGUUUUGUUCUAGAUGAAGCAAACUUACUGCCUAUGGCGCGUCAUGCUGGGUGAAGUUGCCGUUUGAACGCUUUUAGUGCUAACUUUAAUCUGAAACUGGCUAUUCCAACUGGGUGGAUGUCAUUAUCUUGCUGAACAGAAAGUGGUAGGCGCAUGAAGUUCACCACGUUUUAGGUUCUUUAUUAUGGAGUUGAUAUGGACGUCUGAGGCUCCUAGAGAUAUUCCACAUUUCCACUUGAGCCGCCAGGUUCUUGAAUCGGCUGCUAUAUAUAUCAGCUAUCUCUUGCAAAUAGUUCAACUUGCCACUUUGUGGUUGAUCUCUAUGCUGUUAUCACUAUCAUUAGUGAUUAGAUUUUUCCCGAGUGUUCCUUUUUGUUGUUCACAAAUGACACAUGUAUAUCCUGCUCGCCCGUGUACAAACAACAUGAUAAGCGCAAUUGCUUUUACAAAAAAUUACAAAAAGGCUGUGGUAAUUGCUGGGCUUGGUGUAAAUCCAGAAAGUAGCAGUUACAUACAUCUUACAUGUAUUCACCCUCCUAUUAUUUCGUUUUAUGCAGCUGAGAAGGAUGUGCACAUCGGCGGUACAGUCAAGAAAUGCUCUUUUCAUGCCUGGCCCGUACAAGUAUAAUACUUAACUGGCACGCAUGGUUUAGCUGUUUCUUCUAUUGGAUGAAGCUGUGCCGUAAUCUCGCCAUCUAUGUCUGUUUCAGUAGUUGAGCUGCAGCCACACGCAAACAGAGUAGCUUACGCGCCGAAAUGCAUCGACAGGCCCAGCUCCAGCACAUGCUAGCAGCGCGUGAGGCGUGUUGACCAAAUGCACAUGCCAGUGAUCCAAGGUAAAUCUUGCAACUGGUCUGGUACCCACCCUUCAUCUGUGUUCCUGCUUGUCUGAGUUGCCCUCACUACCAUCACACACACAAACAAGAGCUGGAGUGCAGAACAAGGAAUAGAGAGAGAAGGGGAUCGAUGGCGCCGGUGGUGAGCACUUCACUGGGCGCGUUGGGUCCCCUGCUGGUGAAGCUCACCGCUUUUCUCGCCAGUGAGUGCGGCCGUCUGAAAGGGGUCCGCCGUGAGAUCGGGUCCCUCAAAUCCAAGCUUACUAGCCUGCAUGCUGCGGUCUAGAAGUACACCAUGCUAGAUGCUCCAGAUGUCCAAGUGAAGGCAUGUAUAUCGCUGGUGAGAGAGCUGGCCUAUGACAUCGAAGAUUGUGUCGGCAAGUUCAUUCACCAGCUUGGCAGUGGUGGGGGCCAUGGAAGCUUCAAGGACUUCUUUCGCAAGACUGCUCGCCGUCUAAAGACACUUGGGUCUCGGCGUGGAAUCGCCAACCAAAUUAACGAUCUGAAGGCUCGCGUCAAGCAAGUGAAAGAGCUGAAGAGCAGUUACAAGCUGGACGAUAUUGCCUGGUGCACCUCCUCUGACCAUGCAGCCGUGGAUCCUCGGCUGUCUGCUCUUUCUGCAGAGGAAGCACACCGUGUGGGCAUUGACGGUCCAAGAGGCGAUCUUGCCAAGUGGAUGAUGGAAGGAGACAGGUCGACCAAGCGUCAUCGCAGGGUGUUGUCCAUUUUUGGUUUUGGUGGAUUGGGGAAAACAACUCUAGCGCAUGAGGUCUAUCGGAAGAUUCGGGGGCAUUAUCAUUGUCAAGCCUUUGUAUCAGUCUCACAAAAGCCUGAUAAAAAGAGGAUUAUCAAGGAUGUGAUCUAAAGAGUGCCUUUCCCAGAUGAUUCAUAAAAGAGAUGGACAUUUAGGAUGAAAUGACAUCUGUUGCGAAGCUGAGAGAGCUGCUACAAGAUAAGAGGUGACUUAGCUUUUACCAUUCCCUCCGUAAAUGUAACAUGUGUAGUUCCCAUUAUUUCUGGUAUCUUUAGUGCUUCCACUAUUAAUUUCGCACACACUGAAAAAUCAACAAUAUCGCAGCCCUAACAGUACUUACCACAUGGCUUGCAUAAUUGUAGUUAUCACAUGCACCAUACUGAAUUUUUUCGCGUAGUAUAACUAAUUGUACCUAGGAUAUUAUAGCACACCAGUUUUUUCUUUUUGGAAAAGGAUUGUGGCACAUAGGUAGUAGCAAGUUAGCAGAGUCCACAGGUAAACCUUUCUUUCCAAAACCUGGCUAUAAGAUGCUGAAAAAUGUUUUGACAUAAAUCUUCCUGUAGUUCACCAUUUCAGCUUAGUUGCUAUGCUCUUUUGAUCUUUGUGUGAUGAUAAAAUCAACCGAAAAUAAUGUAUUAAACCACUCAAUUUUUGCUGCUAUCCUCACUGAUGAUAAUCUGCGAACAUGUUGUUGUACCGUUUGUCUUGUAAUUUUACAGUAUCCAGAGAUGGAAUAUUUGUAAUAUGUUCUCGGGUAGAUCAGUGCAACCAGACAUGGUUCAGUGCGUGUGCAGAAAUUGGUGUUAGACCAAGUGGAGUAUUUUUUUAUGUCCAGACCACUAUCAUGGUCCAGUCGUCUCCUGGUCUGGUUGGAUAUUACCAUGAGUUGAGUUGGUGCCAUCGACGAGCUUGGUAACCUGACCGGUUUGGAUGAACUCCAUUUCGCUUUGAACAUGCAGGGGAUCUGAUGGGUACAGGACUGAUAGCGAUGAGGCAAUGAGCAUGGGGCUGAUAGCCGAUCGAAUAUGGCGACGUGAACUGCUUUUCUCAAAUUCACAUGUCUUGUUCCCAUUUCAUUUCGUUUUACUAGUGCAGGGGUGAUUGGAUUGUUAGGAUGGAUGAGCCCCGCAGCUACGACUCUUCCUUCCACUUCUUUCUAUAUAGGAGUAAAAAGGAAAGGAUUUAAAUUCAGUUGGAUUGUUUUCCAUUGCUUAAUUUUGGACAAGUGUUUCUGUUGGUUACUUGUACUCUCUGUGUGUGCAAUGCAGAAAGGCUGGUUCGAACCCAGAACUUCUUGCUGAUCUUAACAAAAAAAGAAGCUUGCCAAUUGAGCUAACACAAAAAAACGUGUCUUGGCGAAUGAAGACGAAGGGACAAAGCAUACAAAGAAAAAGCGAUUAAGAAAUGGAUACCCAUCCAGCUUCAGGUUAGCACCACUGGAGGGACGACCGGCGGAGUAGUCAAAGUCAAGGGAGGCACGCCACCGGCCUGCCGGCCGUCGUCGGCGCCAAGCGACACAGCCCCGGCCGCGUUGCCGUCGCUGGUAACAUUUGCCGAUGGCAUCAAAAUGGUGCUGCUCCUGACCUCAACCGCUCGGUUCCUUGAUCGAUCGGAGGAAUUACUUAACCAAUUAAGAACCCAUCUACUAUAUUAAUAAACUAAUUAAGAAUCUGUCUAUAGUCUAUACACAUAUAUGAUGAUGGGAUCGUCAUGUAUAUAUGUUUAUCCGGUAAGAACCAUACAUGCCUGACUUAGUUA